Molecule: messenger RNA, 3051 nt
Organism: Aegilops tauschii subsp. strangulata
Lineage: Eukaryota; Viridiplantae; Streptophyta; Magnoliopsida; Poales; Poaceae
Source: RefSeq, a predicted model, not a curated record
AUGACUGAUAGCGGGGCUGCAGAGGAGCCUGUGUUGUCCGAUCAUGCUAUGGAGGUAGUGACGGCUCUUGCUUCUGCUCCGGUUCCUGAGGUUAUGUCUGAUGUGUCUGCGGAGAUGAUGGACAGGGCUGAGUCUGAUCGAGCGUCCAAGUGGGCGCGUAGGAAAGAAAAGAUGCUUUGCUAUCGUUGCGGAGAUAAGGGUCACUUCAUUGCCGAGUGUGUGGCGCGUUUAUGUGAUACUUGUGGUAAACUGGCUCAUGAAUCUGGGGAUUGUCCGUUACUGCGCGAUCAGGCACCUUCACUCAAGAUGUAUGGAGUAUACUGUGCUGAGCUAACUUUUUUCGAGUCUCCGACUGAGCACGAGGUGCCUGACGAGUCUCCGAGUAUGACCACGGGGAUUGUCAAGGUUACCAGAGGGGAGGUGUCUGAGGCACAGAUCGUGCAGAGGCUUCGAGAGCUGGCUCCUGGGGAUUUCCAGUGGGACCUUGUCGGUCUUGCUGAUAAGAUGUUCAGGGUCGAGUGCCCGUCUGUGGAGGACCUGCAGCGGUUGCUGAGUUUUGGGAUGUGUAAGGUGCCAGGUACUGAGGGUAUCCUUGAGUUUCAGGAAUGGAAGAUUGUUGAGCCUCAGGGCGUCCCGCUUACGCAAGCGUGGCUACGCUUUGCCGGGGCACCUUCCUCGCCGCUGCAAGAUGCUUGGGUUGUGGCCAGUCUGGGCAUUCUUUUGGGGAAGCCUGAGCGUGUGGACAUGGCUUUCACCAGAGCUCAUGGGAUUGCACGGGUUCUGGUUAGUAUUCUGAAUGUGGAGUAUGUGCCGGAAGUGGUUAAGUGGGCUUACCGAGGCAGGAUUUAUAAUCUGGUUAUUGAGUUUGAGGACGAGAGCCUGCUGUCUGCGCCGGCUCACGGGUCUGACGUUGAUAUGCAUGAGGGUGAUGGUGACGUGGGAGUUCAGGAACCGCCGGUUGAGGACUCUGGACGACAGUUGUCCAUGGGGCCGGGGUCUGAGACCGCGACGACCGGGGAUGGAGCUACCCAGCCCUCCUCGGUGCCUUCGAAGUCGUUGAGAUUUGGAUCCUUCGAACCUUUUUCUGCACCGCCGAGGUUGUGGAGCGACCGGGUGGAGUCUGAGGAGGCCUUUGAGCUCGCUUUGCCUGCGUUGGAUUUUAUGGAUGCUCUGGACUCGGGUUCUGGGGAUCUCGGGGCUUCAUCACUUAUGGUCAGGGGGGCGGAGGAGGUGAGUCGGCAGGUGGCCACUCCCUCUUCUGGUCAGCACGUGGUCCCCCCUCUGGAGAUGCCGCAGCCUACCGGGCCCCGUGUGCAGGGAGGAGCUAUAGGCCAGGCGGUCUCGGGCUCUUUUUGUGUUGAGGACGGGGAUGCGGGGCAGGUGGCUCCCGUGUCCUCUUCUACGCUGGGAGGAGGUCUGGGUCAGGAGGACUCGGAUACUUCUUCUCCCGUUGCGAUUUCUUCUCGGACGGUGUCGACUUCGCCCUCGGAAGUGGGCUCGGGGCAGGUGGCCUCGGGGCUCUCUCCUAUGGUGGCGGCCUCUCCGGUGCAGGUUGGGGAGCCAGGACGGGAGGUCCUGGCUAUGUCUCCACCACCAUCGGUGAUGCCCUCGUCUGGUGGGGCGCGCCAGGCGUCCCUUUCUCCUUCUGGCGUGACGGUGGGGAGGUCCAUGCAGGUCGCUCGGACUGCGGGUUCGGGUGCGGCAGGAGGCCGUACCCCAUCCGUGAUCUCUCGGGAGGAGGUCAUUGCGUUUGGCGGGAUCCAGGACCCCAUGUCUGUGGGGCGCCGGGUGAGUGACCGUCUCCAGGCACACCCGGAUGUGGAUGACAUCCAGCAACGGUGCGCUAUGAGGGCGGCCAAGCUUCGUGAUGUUGAAGUCAUUACUGGUAUGUCGGUCAAUAUUUCCAAUUCCAUUUUGCAUUUUUCAAAUGAUGAGAUUCUUGAUAAUGCAAAUCAAUUAGGAGUUUCUCUUGGUAGUAAUGAAACUGAAAUUACUAAUUCGGUUAAUGAUAUACUUGACCUAGAGGCUGAGCGGGCCUUAGAGAUGAUUCGCAAUAUUGCGGCUGUUAAACCCAUGUGUGAUUCGGAGGUUGAUGCGCUUGGGGUCAGGGUGCUUGACAAUUUUUGUGCGGAUCUUUUGCCUUCUAGUUCUGAGGCGGGGGUAGAGGAUGGCUCUACUGAGAUUGGCUUGGCAAGCCCCUCUGACACUGGGUAUGAGGACCAGUUGCAGAGUCAAGCUAUUCCAAAGUGCAAGUGGAAACGGAAGCCAGAGCUCAAGCCCGAUUUCUUGGCUGAUCUAGUUCGGAUGUGUGGUUCCGAGCAGUUGCCGUACCUGGUGGGGGGUGAUUUUAAUAUUAUUAGAAGGCGUGAGGAUAAGAACAAUGAUAACUUUGACGGCAGAUGGUCGUUCAUGUUUAAUACUAUCAUUGAGAGUUUGAACCUGAGAGAAAUUGAGCUCUCGGGCAGAAAAUUCACCUGGGCUAAUGCGCUGCCAAAUCCGACGAAUGUGUUCUCCUUUGAGAUGGCUUGGUUUGAACGUGAAGGCUUCUUGGAUUUUGUGGCUAGAGAGUGGGCUAAAGAUUCAGGAGGAAAGACUGCGCUUCAGCGAUGGCAGAAUAAGAUCAGGCACUUGAGGAGUGUCCUGCGUGGAUGGGCUAAGCAUCUUAGCGGGAUUUAUAAGGUUGAAAAGGAAAGGCUUCUUUCCCUUAUUCAGUCACUAGAUGUAAAGGCAGAAACCACGCUGCUGCCAGUCGCGGAGCUUCAAGCCAAGCUGGACGCGGAAUUGAGGCUGAAGGAACUUCUUAGGGAAGAAGAGUUGAAGUGGGCGUUGCGGGCCAAGGUCCGGAGAGUAGUUCAGGGGGACGCGAACACUGAAUUUUUUCAUAUGAUUGCUAAUGACAAUAACUGUGUGUCUCUGGAUGAGUCCAGGGUUGAGGAUGUUCCUCAGCUCACAGUUGUGGAGAAUGAUGUUCUUACGGCUCCUUCUACCGAGAAAGAGGUCGGGACCAAUAGGCUAUCACAGAUCGCGCAUGCUGUUGUGCAGCCUACCUAA